AUGGCUCCCACCGUGUUAGCGACUGACCCCAAGCCCAAGUAUCUUUUUAAAGGCAUCUGGGCAGUACUGCUGGGGCCUCCUGGAGCUGGCAAAGGUAACCAGCCACCAAAAUUGGAUGAGAACUUCUGUGUCUGUCAUUUGGCCACUGGUGAUAUGCUGAGGGCCAUGGUGGCUUCUGACUCAGAACUUGGGAAAAAGCUGAAGGCAAUUAUGGAUGGUGGAAAGCUCAUGAGUGAUGAGAUGGUAGUGGAGUUUAUUAAGAAGAAUUUGGGAGCCCGAGAAUUUGGAGACCUUCUUCAUGCAAAAAAUGGCUUCCUUCUAGAUGGCUUCCCUCAGACUGUUAGGCAGGCUGAAAAGCUUGAUGACCUCAUGGAGAAAAGGAAAGAGAAGCUUGAUUCCAUGAUUGAGUUCUACAUCCCAGACUCCCUGCUGAUUCGGAGAAUCACUGGAAGGCUGAUUCAUCCCUGAUGAAUGAGUGGCCGGUCCUAUCAUGAGGAGUUCAGCACCCCAAAAGAACCCAUGAAAGAUGACAUCACUGGGAAACCCCUGAUCCGGCUAUCAGAUGAUAACGAGAAGGCCUUGAAGAUCUGCUUGGAGGCUUACCACACUCAGACCACCCUGCUGGUAGAGUACCACAGUAAAUGGGGAAUCCACUCUGCUGUCGAUGCAUCCCAGACCCCAGAUGUCAUGUUUGCAAGCGUCCUAGCAGCCUUCUCCAAAGGCACAUCUUAG
Messenger RNA from Dipodomys ordii (Ord's kangaroo rat), 732 nucleotides. Its product is annotated as adenylate kinase 2, mitochondrial-like. The record is from RefSeq and is a predicted model, not a curated record. Gene Ontology annotation, cellular component: cytoplasm; mitochondrion. Gene Ontology annotation, biological process: nucleobase-containing compound metabolic process. Gene Ontology annotation, molecular function: AMP kinase activity; ATP binding. Lineage: Eukaryota; Metazoa; Chordata; Mammalia; Rodentia; Heteromyidae.